AUGGUGGAGUCCUUCAAGCAGAGUCACGCCUUCAAGAAGAGCCACACGACUCGGAUGUACGCGAGGAGCAACCGCGAACGCGCAAAGGAGCUUUCUGAGCAAGGCAAGGCGCACAAGGCAAAGAUGGAACGUCUGAAUGAGCGAGCGAGCGAAUGGAUCUUUGCUAAGAACAACGAGGAUCGGGCACCGGGAGACCCUGUUGACCUUCAUAAUUUGUACGUGAAGGAGGCCAUCACCUACACAGAGCGCGCUGUUCAAGAUGCGCGCCGCCGAGGGGACACGAAGAUCAAACUCAUCGUCGGCAAAGGCCGUCAUUCGCUGCAAGGCGUCGCUAAGCUCAAACCCGCCAUCAAAAGAUUGCUACAGACCCAAGGGCUGGUAGUUGAGCUGGACCCGAAGAACGCGGGCGUCCUCAUUGUCAACCUCGAUGGCCGGUCGACUGACACGGACUCUGUGCUCAGUGUCGACGAUAUUGUUCGGCGCUUCGAAUACUAA
Messenger RNA from Rhodofomes roseus, 495 nucleotides. RefSeq lists its product as uncharacterized. The record is from RefSeq and is a predicted model, not a curated record. NCBI's taxonomy places the organism in Eukaryota, Fungi, Basidiomycota, Agaricomycetes, Polyporales, Fomitopsidaceae. The coding region runs from base 1 to 495 and encodes 164 amino acids. The transcript is spliced from 5 exons.